Emys orbicularis (European pond turtle) is the source of this 3066-nucleotide messenger RNA. It is a transcript of the gene ECT2, whose product is annotated as epithelial cell transforming 2. NCBI's taxonomy places the organism in Eukaryota, Metazoa, Chordata, Testudines, Emydidae. Gene Ontology annotation, biological process: regulation of cytokinesis, actomyosin contractile ring assembly; mitotic cytokinesis; activation of GTPase activity. Gene Ontology annotation, molecular function: guanyl-nucleotide exchange factor activity; GTPase activator activity. The record is from RefSeq and is a predicted model, not a curated record. The transcript has 25 exons. Gene Ontology annotation, cellular component: nucleus; cell cortex. The coding region runs from base 1 to 3066 and encodes 1021 amino acids.
AUGGCAAGGAACCCUUUCUCUCUCUCUGUGAUAAGGACUGCAUCAGUGAAAUUGCCCAGCAAGACAGGCCUGAGGAACUCCAACACUGCUGAAGAGAGAAACACAGACUUGAUCAUGACUGACAGCAGUAUGCUAGUGACUGACACCGGAAGGAGUCUUUUGGGAGAUUCUUCUGUUCUUGAUUCAAAAAUUAUAGAAACUUCCAAGGAGAAUAUAUUUAUUGGAUUGGCUUCAGAUGUUGAAGAGGAAAUGCCUCAGAUUGAAACCAGAGUGGUUUUAGUUCAGGAAGCUGGGAAACGCGAGGAACUCUUGAAAGCCUUGGAGACCAUUAAGAUAAUGGAAGUCCCAGUUAUAAAGAUAAAGGAAACUAGUCCUGGUAAAUCGGAAGAAAAACUAAUAAAAAGUAUAAUUCAUAUGGAAAUUAAAGUGCCCUAUAUAAAGAUGGAAUCGGUGGAAGAGUUUGGGGAUUCUGAGUCUCCAGAAUUUGAGACAGUCUUCGUUGUAGCAGACUUUCAAGAUUCCAUCUUGGAGAACUUGUGCAAGUUUGACUGUCGUGUUCUUGGACCUCCAAUAGUACUUCAUUGUGCUCAAAAAGGAGAGCCUCUACCUUUCUCAUGUCGUCCAUUGUACUGUGCAAGUAUGUUGAAUCUGGUACUGUGCUUCACAGGAUUCAGGAAGAAAGAAGAACUAGUUAAGCUGGUGACCUUGGUUCAUCAUAUGGGUGGAAUUAUUCGAAGGGACUUCAGUUCAAAAGUUACACAUCUGGUGGCUAAUUCUACGCAAGGAGACAAAUUCAGACUUGCUGUGAGUCUGGGAACUCCUAUUGUGAAAGCUGAGUGGAUUUACAAGGCUUGGGAGAGAAGGAAUGAAAUUGACUUCUGUGCGGCUGAUGAGGAAUUCAGAAAUGAGUUCAAGGUUCCCCCAUUCCAGGACUGCAUGUUAAGUUUCCUUGGAUUUUCCGAUGAAGAGAGAAUUAACAUGGAAGAAAUGACAAAAAUGCAAGGUGGGCAGUACUUGCCAGUUAGUGAUGACAGGUGCACACAUCUGGUUGUUGAAGAAAAUACAGUAAAAGAUCUCCCAUUUGAGCUUCCAAAAAAACUUUAUGUUGUAAAGCAAGAGUGGUUCUGGGGAAGCAUUCAGAUGGAUGCCAGAGCUGGAGAAUCCAUGUACUUAUUUGAAAAGCCAGAGAGUCCUGAACUCAAAAAGUCAGUGUCACAACUUUCUCUGAAUACCCCAAAUAGCAAUCGCAAGAGACGUCGCUUGAGAGAGACCCUUGCACAGCUCACCAGAGAAACUGACCUGACACCAUUCCCUCCUCGGAAACGCCCGUCAGCUGAGCAUUCCCUUUCUAUGGGGUCUUUACUGGAUAUUUCUAACACACCAGAGUCCAGCAUUACCAAUGGAGAAACGCCAAAAUCAUGUUCAAAGCCUUCCAAAAAUUCAACUCCUCUGCCUGCAAAACAGUCUGCAAGAUGGCAGGUUGCAAAGGAACUAUAUCAGACAGAAAGUAACUAUGUAGAUAUUCUGACAACAAUUAUUCAGUUAUUUCAAGUUCCAUUGGAAAAAGAAGGGCAGCUUGGAGGACCUAUCCUUGCACAGGAGGAAAUUAAGACCAUAUUUGGCAGCAUUCCAGACAUCCUUGAUGUGCACACUAAAAUAAAGGAAGACCUUGAAGACCUUAUGAUAAACUGGGCUGAAAGCAAAAGUAUUGGGGAUGUCAUUCUUAAAUAUUCAAAAGACUUGUUGAAAACAUACCCUCCUUUUGUGAACUUCUUUGAAAUGAGCAAAGAAACUAUUAUGAAAUGUGAAAAACAGAAGCCACGGUUUCAUGCUUUUCUAAAGAUAAACCAAGCCAAACCAGAGUGUGGCCGUCAAAGCUUGGCUGAACUACUCAUUCGACCAGUUCAACGGUUACCUAGUGUUGCUUUACUUCUAAAUGACCUUAAGAAACAUACAGCAGAAGACAACCCAGACAAAGGCAUGCUAGAGAGAGCCAUUGAAUCGUUAAAGGAAGUGAUGACACACAUUAAUGAAGACAAAAGAAAAACAGAAGCACAAAGACUGAUCUUUGAUGUUGUGUAUGAAGUUGAUGGAUGUCCAGCCAAUCUCUUGUCGUCUCACCGAAGCUUAGUUCAGCGAUUGGAAACAGUUGCACUUGGCGAUGACCUCUGUGACAGAGGAGAACAGGUCACGCUCUUUCUGUUUAACGACUGUCUAGAGAUUGCAAGGAAACGGCACAAAGUUAUCAGUGCUUUCAAGAGCCCCCAUGGCCAGACCAGACCCCCAGCAUCUCUCAAGCACAUUGUUCUCAUGCCUCUCUCGCAGAUCAAGAAAGUGCUAGACAUCAGGGAGACAGAAGACUGCCACAAAGCUUUUGCCUUGGUUGUGCGGCCACCAACAGAACAGAACAACUUGUUGUUCAGUUUUCAGAUGACGACUGAGGAGCCUCCUAAAGAGGAUUGGCUGAAGAUGCUGUGUCGGCAUCUAGCGAACACAAUUUGUAAAGCAGAUGCUGAAAACCUUAUUUACACUACUGAUCCUGAUUCAAUUGACAUAAAUACGAAAGAUGUGGACAGUACGUUGAGUAGGGCAUCCAGGGCAAUAAAGAAAACAUCAAAAAAGGUUACAAGAGCAUUCUCUUUCUCCAAAACACCAAAGAGAGCUCUUCGAAGGGCUUUAAUGGCACACAAUACAGUAGAAGGAAGGAGUCCCUGCUCAUCUAGUGAAAGAUACUUGGGCAGCCGCCUGACCAGUACAUCCUCGUUAGCAAUUGCUCGUUCCUCUUCUACAUACAGCCUAAAUGGAUCUGUCAAACAUGUCGUUAGUGUUCAGCGCUCCAAUUCUGUUGAUGGGAGCUCUCAAAGUUCCAGGUCUCGACCUGUGCUCUGUCCUGACUCUCCAACUAGCCGUCCUUCACAUGCCAGAGAAGGAAAAACUCUUUCCAGCCCUGAGAGGUUAAAUGGCCACUCGUUGGCCAGACCAUGUCCCAUUCCUGUCAUUAUUACCACUUGUGAUGUAGGAGAUGACCGGAGUGGUGUUGAGAACAGUUCCGUCGUCAAACCCUGA